UCUUCCGAUUCACAGCAGACAGACACGCAGCUGCAGGAAUUACUGUAAUUCCCACAUGACCCUCCAAUGUCACCUCCAGACGCGUGGCCGAUGUCGUCUUUCCUAGAACGCUCUGCCUGAUCGCAAUAAACACUUUCGCCGUCUAAAUACCAAACUGCGCGGAUCACCAAAACAGCACGCGUUUUUUUUUUGCAAGUGCGGCCAGCUACGUAGCUCGACAUGGACUUCAGCGUUAAAAGACUCGCCUCCGACGCCGGCACUUUCCUCAGUCGCGCCGUGCAGUUCGCCGAGGAAAAACUGGGACAGGCGGAAAAAACCGAGCUGGACGUGCGCUUGGACAAUCUCCUGACCAAGGCAGACACCCGCAGGCGGUGGACGGAGAGGUUAAUAAAGCAGACUGAGGUGGUACUUCAGCCCAAUCCGGGGCUGAGAAUGGAGGGACUUUUAUACGAAAUGCUGGAGAGGGAAGCCCCGAGGCACACAAGCAACCACGAGCAGCUGGGCGAGUGCAUGAUCGACGCGGGCCACGAGUUAGGCCCUGGGACUGCGUACGGAAAGGUACUGAUAAAAUGCGGGGAGAUGGAGAAGCAGAUCGGCGGAACACAGAGGAAGUUAAUUCAGGGCGUGACUGUCGGCUUCCUCACCCCCCUGAGAAACUUCAUUGAAUGGGACUCAAAAACUGUCUUGAAAGAAGGGAGGCUGCUGGAGAACAGGAGGCUGGACCUGGAUGCUGCCAAAACCCGCCUGAAGCGAGCCCAGAUAGCGGACGCCCACCACGCCCGGCUAAACUCCGCCCCCCCGCCUAGAGAGGAGGCAAGAGCGCAGUUCUCCUACAUGUUCAGCUUUCUGCACGUAAAAUGGAUGAAGAUGUGGACUGCAGAAGUGGUACAGGCCGAGGCCCAGCUGAGGAAGACGCAGGACGAUUUCGAUCGGCAGGCAGAAAUCACCAGACUCCUGCUGGAAGGCAUCAGUAGCACCCAAGAAAACCAUCUCUCCUGCCUUAAGGACUUUGUGGAAGCCCAGACUGCAUAUUACGCUCAGUGCCAUCAGUACAUGGUGGACAUCAAGAAACAGCUGGGAAGUGUCCAACCCAGUGUUGUUUCCAGUGACAAGCGGCUGUCAUCGUGCCCAGUGACCGAUGCCACCCUGCCCCCCCUCCCGGAGCCGGCUGCCCACCCCACACAUCUCCCACCACCAUCCUCGGCCCCCUCUCCCCAGACGGGGCCCAGUCCAGCUUCCUGACCUGGAGGUGGAGUUCAGGAGGCGGCAGGACGAGGUGGCCCUCGUCUUAACAGACCGCGAGCCGCAGCGCCCCCUGCUGCUGACCCUAUAACUAUGCUGUUAGCUAACACGAAGCGCACCAGCUAUGAUGCUACAGUAUGACUAGCUGGCGCCAAUAUCUGAUGACAAAAGAAUGACAUCAUGUAACAAAAGGAUUAUGUCAUGUGACAAAAGAAUGCACAGCAGUCACCUUUUGUACAGUUAAUAGUAGACCGUAACCCUUAAUGCCUUCUGCUUUUCAAACAGAAGACUUAGCAAUGGAUGAAUCUUAGCCGAAUUAUAACAGUGUUAAGCAAUGCAAGGCACCAGAGGGUGGGGGUGUGCGAGCAGGCACACGAGGGGGGGUGUAUCGCCUUACAAGUGAACAUGAACCAGUUUGGAGGAGGAUGAUCACUGCAUCUCUGAUCUUUAGGUAAAGCUUCACGUGAACUACUAGGCAAUAGUGAGGCUUUUCGGUGAGAUGUGCAGUUUGACACAUCAUAAGUCCUGCUGUAAUAUGUGCCAAGAACUUCAAUGGUUAAUACUCUGUUUCAUAAAUUUCUGAAAACACUUCCAGGUUUUAGAGGUUGCAAAGCUAUAUUCAACUGUUCCUCCAGUUACUUAUUUAAUCAUCCAAUCAUCGAUAUUUGAUUAAAUAUUUAACUAGAGUACCUUGAAUACAGUUCUGUAAUCUCUAAGAAUUGGAAGUGUGUUUCCACAAUUUUGGCCACUAGUGUACAUUAGAUGUCGCGUUAUUGUGAUUUUAAUAAAUGUUUAUACUGCUAAAA
This is a messenger RNA of Paramormyrops kingsleyae, 2048 nucleotides long. It is a transcript of the gene sh3glb1b, whose product is annotated as SH3-domain GRB2-like endophilin B1b. Gene Ontology annotation, molecular function: protein binding. Gene Ontology annotation, cellular component: cytoplasm. NCBI's taxonomy places the organism in Eukaryota, Metazoa, Chordata, Actinopteri, Osteoglossiformes, Mormyridae. The record is from RefSeq and is a predicted model, not a curated record.